UCUCACUCGGCUGCACCUUUCAGGCCGAAGCUACUCCGUGCGCGGUUUCGUGAAUUCGUUCCGAUAUUUCAGCUAAACGACGUCGUUAUCCCGGUCCUCUGUUUUGUUCGUUAUCUCAGUGAGGAUGAAUCAGUUAACCUUUUACCGCGCGUAAAACCUCCAUUUGGUUUUCCCAACUACCAUUCUUAGGCCCUCCUCUGUCUCAAUCUUAUUUGCAUAAUUCGCAGAGCAAUCAAUCUCACAUUAUCCAAUCCCAGUUCCAAAUCGGAGAACCACCUAUCAUUCAUCCAUUCCUAUUCUUUGAAACCCAGAUUUUUCUUUGUUAAAUGAUUAACGAGAUUGGUGAAGGUAGAAACAGUUAGUUCAUUUGACAAUGUCCCUUGUAAGAGUUUAUAUGUGAUCAUCAAAUGGAAAAGAAACGAACAGAUGACAGUGAGCCGGGUCCAGUUCCUCCACUGAGAUUGGAUAGAUUUGGGUUUUUGAAGCAGGAACCAUCUCCUGAUGGCUUACCCAAGGGCAGAUCAGCCUUUGAAUGUGAGAGGGAGGAAAGGAGGGUUAGGAAAUGGAGGAAGAUGAUUGGAGUUGGAGGCAGUGAUUGGAAAUAUUAUCUUAGGAGAAAACCUCAUGUUGUUAAAAGAAGAAUAAGAAAAGGAAUUCCUGAUUGUUUAAGAGGUUUGGUGUGGCAGUUGAUAUCUGGAAGUCGGGAUCUUUUGUUGAUGAACCCUGGUGUUUAUGAGCAAUUAGUAAUAUAUGAAACAUCAGCUUCAGAGCUGGAUAUAAUUCGAGAUAUAUCCCGCACCUUCCCUUCACAUGUUUUCUUCCAGCAAAGACAUGGUCCUGGUCAAAGGUCUCUCUACAAUGUUUUGAAGGCAUACUCUGUCUUUGACAGAGAUGUCGGAUAUGUUCAGGGAAUGGGGUUUCUGGCUGGUCUAUUGCUUCUUUAUAUGAGUGAGGAAGAUGCAUUUUGGUUACUGGUCGCAUUACUCAAAGGAGCGGUCCAUGCACCAAUGGAAGGAUUAUAUCAGGUAGGUCUACCACUGGUACAACAAUACCUUUUCCAGUUUGAUCAGUUGGUAAGGGACCAGCUGCCAAAGUUGGGAGAGCAUUUUACCGAAGAAAUGAUAAAUCCUAGCAUGUAUGCAAGCCAGUGGUUCAUUACAGUCUUUUCAUAUUCUUUUCCUUUCCAUUUGGCUCUUCGAAUUUGGGAUGUCUUUCUCCAUGAGGGUGUUAAAAUUGUUUUUAAAGUUGGUUUGGCCCUAUUGAAAUAUUGCCACGAUGAUUUGGUGAAAUUACCCUUUGAGAAACUUAUACAAGCUUUGCGUAACUUCCCUGAGGAUGCAAUGGACCCCGACACUUUACUUCCAAUGGCUUACUCUAUCAAGGUAUCCAGGUGCUUGGAAGAUUUGAAACAUCAGUAUGAUAAGAAAAAUGGGAAGAACCUUAAGCCUUCAAAAGAUGAGAAACCGGCUGGAUGAAGACUGUUCUUAUCCCAUGGGAGUUAGUGCAGCUCAUCAUUCUUCAUUCUUCUGUAGGAACUAGAGAGUCCGAUUUAUAUAGGGCAGCUAUUGUAUAAAGAUGUAUUGACCAUUGACAGUGCCAUAAUUAUUGUCGGAUAGUUUCUUUCAAAUCCAAGGUCAUGAACUGCUGCCCUAUUCUUUUAGAAAUAUAUUCUGUAAGGUGCUAUAGUUCUCAUUGUGGAGCUAAGGAUUCCUUUAUCCCCAUACUGGUGGUUGCUUGUGGCGAUGGAUGUCCGAGCUAGGGUCCGGCUAGUUUUAGUGGAAGAAGAAAGGAGUUGCCGUAGUUGAUAGCUUUGAUGUAAAUGAGGCCUCAAGUACUACUCACAUCUUAAACUGUGAGUUUAUGUGUGCUUUCCUUGGAAUAUAGUUGAUGAAUAUCAAAUAUAGCUUUGAAUUUCAUUCGGAACACA
Argentina anserina (silverweed cinquefoil) is the source of this 1927-nucleotide messenger RNA. RefSeq lists its product as uncharacterized. The transcript has 9 exons. Lineage: Eukaryota; Viridiplantae; Streptophyta; Magnoliopsida; Rosales; Rosaceae. The record is from RefSeq and is a predicted model, not a curated record. The coding region runs from base 408 to 1475 and encodes 355 amino acids.